CAGAGGAGCUGGCUGGGGUAAUGGCCGGCCCUGUUUCGACACUUCUAUUCACUCCCAAACAAUUAAUAAACCAAAUAGUAUUUGGGUCGCCUGCAUUUACUCUUCUAUUUUACUAUUACUUUACCAAUCUCCCACAGCUUUACUUCUUUGUUUCCACUUGUCUCUCUCUCCAUAUUCAAAUAUCUUCUCUCUGUAUAUAUAAAUUACUUCUCUUCUCUCCACAGGAAGGAACUAUUCUUUCUCGAGUAAAACUACAUCGAAGAUGGCUAGAGAAAUACAAUCCAUAUCUAUUGCAAAUGAAGCCGAAGAAGAAGACGAAGAAGAGCAUUGUUACUGUGUGAUCUUCCGAUCAGCGAAGCAAAUCAAUCAAGAAAACAAGAAGAAGAAGAAGAAGAAGCUCCAUCAAUCAAGACCAAGAUCGAAGAAGACUUUGAUUUCGGUUCGUUGGGUGGCUCCGUUUCGACAGAACCCGUAAUGUGUGCCGCCGAUGACGUCUUCUUUCGAGGCCAAAUUCUACCGUUACGUCACUCAAUUAGCUCCGACAGUUGCUUGGCUGCGUUACGAAAGGACAGCCGAAACCCUAGCCGGUGCGUCUCAAGGUCCGAGUCCAUGGACCAUUGCUAUUCAUCGAGUGGUUUCACAAGUGUCAGCAGUAGAAGUAGCAGUAUUCGGAGUCACAAUUCAUCAAGCAGCGCCAGUUCCACCUCCGCCGCCGCCGCCGCAAUUCAGAAGCAAAGAAUUCGAAACCAGUUUCAUUCCCACCCAAGCCCUACGCCCCAGAUCCGGGUUUCGAGCUCUCGGUAUGGAAAUGUCGGUGGUCACCGUAGUAGUACUAGUACUAGUACUAGUCAUAAAUCGACGCUAUGGAGCUUUUUCAGAGUGGGUUUGGUCCGAGCACCAUGGCCAGAGAUUGAAUUGCAAGACCUCAAGGUUCGAAACAACAACACAAGGAGUUUCGGCAGUCGAAACAGCACUAGCAGCACCAGUAGUAGCAAAAAUGGUUCCGACAUCGAUAAGAAGAAGAAGAAGAAGCAGAGAUUGAUGUUCAGCAAAAAUGGUGGAUUAUUGUUUGGGGGUUGUAAGUGUUCGGUUAAUGCAGUUAAUGACAGAACUGUUCCUUCAAGGGUUGUUGUUAUGGUUAAUAGUAGUCCUAGUAAUAAUGGAGGACAAGGAAAUGAAAGAAAAGAUGAGAAAGCAGUGAAGCAGAAGAAGACAAAGCAGCAAAAUGGAAAGCAAACGAUGUCGCGUCACCGAACGUUUGAAUGGUUAAAGGAGCUUUCGCUUGCAGGCGUCCCAGAUGAGGCAUAGAUUCACGCAUGCUUUAUUUUAUUGUUGUUGUUAUUAUUAUUACUUUCAUUAGCUUUUUGUUCUCCUUCUUCUUUAGUUUAAAUUAAAUGAUUUUGUAUUGUAUUUGCGCCAGAAGAUAAAUAUUAUUUAUAAUUGAAUUUAUUUUCCAGUUCUAUUUUA
Camellia sinensis is the source of this 1467-nucleotide messenger RNA. Lineage: Eukaryota; Viridiplantae; Streptophyta; Magnoliopsida; Ericales; Theaceae. The record is from RefSeq and is a predicted model, not a curated record.